This is a messenger RNA of Leptidea sinapis, 1744 nucleotides long. RefSeq names its product outer dynein arm-docking complex subunit 1-like. The record is from RefSeq and is a predicted model, not a curated record. The transcript has 10 exons. The coding region runs from base 1 to 1449 and encodes 482 amino acids. Lineage: Eukaryota; Metazoa; Arthropoda; Insecta; Lepidoptera; Pieridae.
AUGUCGGCACCGAAUGAUGAUGUGGAAAUGGAGAAGAUAGCAGAAGAGGAGCUGUCCAAGCUGCAAAGACAGUUUAGAGUGAUGGAGAUAGACCGAAGUAAUGUGAUGAGCAGCAUCAAGCCGACCCUCAGGGUGCAGAGGAACAUUAUACAAUCACUCAGCAGCGAACUGGAGAAGAUCGUGCUUCAGCUGAAGCUAACAAAAAGUGCGACGAACCUUCUAGAAAAUACUAGAAACCGCGAUAAGCUAUUCCAACUGAUGAGAGAACACGAGAAAUACUCCAGUGAGGUGAAGGCGUAUCGCUCUACCAUAGCGGAGCUGGACUUCCUCUUGAAACAAGUGCAGAAUGAGAGCAAAGGGUUGAGGAACAAAGGCACAGGCUUGGAAACGGCUUACGACACGCUCACCAACCAGACCAUCAGUAGUCAGCUAGAGAACCGCCUCAACACCGCCAUGACCAAGUUUAACUCAGUCAACACGGACAACUACAACAUGAGACUUGAAAUAGACCGGCUGCUGCGGGAACGCCAAUUCUUCAACACAGUUUGGAGGAACCAACUAAAGCGUUUGAUGGAGGGCAAGUCCAAGAUAUUGGAUUUGGUGGAGCAAGCUAUCAGCACGUAUGACCAGCGCGAGGAAUGGUGCGCCAAGCUUGAUGGCCUCAAGGAAAAGGCUGCUGUAGACUACAGGAAACAUUGCUUGGAAGUCCGAGAGCUGCAGCGGCAGUUGGAGCACAGGAUGAAGCUGGAAGAGUUUCUGCGCACGAAGGGCACGGUGCGCCUGACCGCCGCUGACGCCAGGGCUGAGGCUCGCAAACUGGAGCAGCAGGAAGACGAGAUGAGGACCUACACCAACUAUGUCAACAUACUCGACGCUGUUAAGGAGUACGCGGGGGAGAGUGACGUAGACAAGCUGAUCCUGGAGUUCACCCGGCGCGAGGAGGAGAACUACGCUCUCUUCAACUAUAUCAACGAAGUGAACUGCGAGCUCAAACAUCUGAGCGAUAACGUUAAGAUGUUAGCCGCUAACAUUGACGAGGAACGCCAGAAACACGAAGCAAAGAUGUUUAAACAACAAGAGAGCAUUGAGUGCUUGCGAACUUUGCUGGCGGAAAAACAGAAAGAGAGGGAGAAUCUUCGGGAGAGUCAUGAGAGAAGUGGGAAAGUGCUUAGCGGCCUGCUACAGCAAGUACAGACGUUGGCAAUGUCGUCACAAUGCGAGUCUCUGCCUCUCCUGAGACUGCUCGGGAAGUCACUGGACAUAAACAAAACUAACGCAACACUCUAUAUAAAGAGUCUGGAAAAGAAGAUCGUUGAAAUGAACGAGAUUAUUAAGAUUGAUGAGAAAUGCAACGAAAGCAAGGAACGUACCCCACCCCCCACUCGCCGCAGACGACACAAGCCGCAACAAUCUCCGCGGCCGCCACGACACACUGCCGUCCUUGCUUAAGAGUUUUUUUUUUACAUAAUAAGGAGGAUAUAUAAUUAGGAAAUCGAAAGAUGUAAUCGAAGUUAGAAUAAAUUGUAUCCAAUUUAGUGUGAUUGCAAUUGAAUGUGUAAACGAUUGUCAACUAAAUCGUUUUGCAAACGUUCGUCAGCUUUGCAAACAGGCGUCUUUAUAAACGUGACAACUUUACCAGCGGCGGCAGUUCCCGAUGAAAGAGGUUUUGAUGCGUUUGAUAGAAAUGUACAGGAUUACAAAAUGUGGGUACAAUAAACACUCAAUAAAUCUUCUGGUUCGAAAA